AUGUAGAAUUUGAGUCUAAUAGUUCAUACUUGGCAAAAGGCCAACAGCACCUCAUCAUACUCAUCAGAAAAGGUCAGUGCAACAACAUAGUGUGGCGAGCACUACACACCCGAUAUAGGCUGUACUGAAUAUGUGCGUUUGAGCUGAACUUGAUGGCAGUGAUAACAACAUUUCUACAGUUACUAUAUGGGAUUCAUAAGAUGUAUUAUUUUCAUUAGGGAGUCUCCAUUAUAUGUUCUCUCUGCUUUCACAGCUACUCACUGAUAAGUCUGACAGCUGAGUAUUUUCUUCUAAUCGUGCAGAGAUGCUGCAGGAGAAGCUUUCAGCUGUGACGGAUGAAUGUAUGAGCCGGGUCCAGACCGGCGGGGAGACGGAUCUCCUUCCAGACCAGUCACGAAUGGGCCCCUCCACAGCUCCCAGCAUUCCCAGCACCAGUGAGCCCGACCAGAACAUUGAGAACAUUAAGGUUGUUCUUCAUGAGCGGGAGCUGUGGAAGAAGUUCCACGAGGCCGGCACAGAGAUGAUCAUUACUAAAGCAGGCAGGAGGAUGUUUCCCAGCUACAAGGUAAAAGUGACUGGGAUGAACCCCAAAACCAAAUACAUCCUACUCAUUGACGUCGUCCCAGCUGACGACCAUCGCUACAAGUUCUGUGAUAACAAGUGGAUGGUGGCUGGCAAGGCUGAGCCAGCAAUGCCAGGAAGACUCUAUGUGCACCCUGAUUCCCCCGCCACAGGAGCUCAUUGGAUGAGGCAACUGGUGUCGUUUCAGAAGCUCAAGCUAACAAACAAUCACCUGGACCCUUUCGGGCAUAUCAUCCUGAACUCUAUGCACAAGUACCAGCCCCGACUACACAUAGUCAAAGCCGAUGAAAACAACGCCUUUGGAUCCAAGAAUACUGCCUACUGUACUCAUGUCUUUCAUGAGACGGCUUUCAUCUCUGUAACCUCUUAUCAAAACCACAAGAUCACUCAGCUAAAGAUAGAAAACAAUCCAUUUGCCAAAGGAUUCCGGGGUAGUGAAGAAGGAGAUCUGCGUGUUUCAAGACUACAGGGGAAAGACUAUCCAGUGAUUUCAAAGAACAUGGUUCGCCAGAGGCUCAUCUCCUCGCAUAGUCACCUAGCGGGGAAGCUCGGAGCAGGAGUUCUCACAGGGCACCCUCAGGUCCUGUCCUCUUAUCAGUAUGAGACUGGGGUUCCUUUGUCUAACUCAGACCCCCAGGAUCCCAUCUCGAACCACUUCCCUCAGAGCAGAGAUCCCAGCCUUCUGUACCACUGCUUCAAACACAGAGAUAAUGCCCGACACCUAGAGCUUGGAUGUAAGCGGCCAUAUCUGGAGACAUCAUCCGGGGUCUCAGAGGAGCAUUACUUUCGUUCAGCUACCUCUUAUGAGUCGCCCUUACUGUCUCAUCCGUACUGCACUGAGGCGAUCACCUCUAGAGAAGCUUGUAUGUACGGUAGUAUGGAAACAGAGUCUGGGUCUGGGGCAGUGGACACAGAUGACCUGAACAACCCCAACCCUUCAAUAAAUUGCAACAUGUGGGCUACAAUGCAGCCCUACCCUCGCUACAGUGUGGAGGGCGUCCCGUACCAGCCCUUCACCGCUCACUUCACCAACGCUGCCACGGUCACGCCAGUUGUACCGCACCCCACAUCAUCCAUGGCGUCACGACCACAGGCUGACCUGGGGGUAUACAACUCAGCUACGGUCCAGCGAGGUCUGCCCAUCAUAUCUCCUUCAUCCUCCUCCUCCUCUUCAUCCUGCUCUCCAGCUGUUCCGGGAUCCAGAGAUAGGUCCGGCCAUCCGCCUCUGUACCACAAGAAGCCGGGAUCACCGCUCCGGCCUCACAGAGAUUUCUCAUCCUAUCCCACACAAGGCACUAUAUCCAUCCGGGAUCCAUCCUAUCAAUACCAAGUGGGGCUGAGUAGCGCAGGGACUCAUUGGACUGACAGCUAAUGUGGACCAAUGGAGAAACCAGUCUGAUGUAAGUCUGAAAUUAAUCAAGGUUCAAAACCCCCACUGUGGGCUGCUGAUGCUGAGCAAUGAUAAUGAACUCACUCCAAAGCCAUUUACAUCCAUGAAUUCUCACUGAAGCGCUAUUACAUACAACACUGUAUGUGGUGAACAGUGGCCGACCUCUUUACUAAUGCAGAUGUGUAGCAUAUGUACAAGCCUGUGAUCAGAUAGGGGGGGGUUUUCAACGCUCAAAUGCAAAGUGCGUUUGAGUUUGAGCAGCAGUCUAUCAGAGGGAGCUGUACGCUCGAGGAUUGAAGACAAACAACAACUAUGAUGAUGAAGAUGAGGGAAAAUCAACAAUUGCUGUGCUUACCAUUGAAUGAAGAGAAUGAGAGGCCUAGAUAUGUAAAAUAUGUGUUCAUGAUGGUCUCCCAGGGUAAACUGAGCACGUAUAAUGAAUAAGGCUGAUGUUAUUCUAUAUUUUUCUUAUUGUCAUCAAAUCCAAUGAGAAAACCCAAACCAACAGUGUGUUAGUCCCAUCUCUCAAUGUUUUCUGACCCUACCCUGUCUGUAUCACUCAUCCCCAAGCCCAUUGGGGUGAAGAUGUAAAUCUUUAAAGGUACUAUACGUAACUCUCAGAAAAUCCUUGUUAUUAGUGACACUGGUGGCAGUUAAGUGAACUGCAGUCGGCAUGCUGUUGCUUGUGUACGUGCUCGCACUCCGUAGGUGCGAGCGAUCAUCCUGGGCAUCAGCCAAAACAGUGACGUGACAUUACACGUAUCAUAUAUCACCAUUACUAACUGUAGUGUCCAAUCUCCAUAAAGGAUCAAUCCUGUAAAGGAUCAAUUCAUUGGUGGCUUUUCAUGGUAUUUACUGACAAUAAGAAAAAUAUAAAAUACCAGCAGCCUUGAGAAGUAGGAGGGGCUGGGGUUGAUGUCCAAAAAGUAUCACAGAUUUAAAAAAAUGAUCUCCUAAUUAUUCAUAUGUGCCUAAAUGAGAUUUGCUGAUGUAUAGACUAAAAGUGCAUUGAGUCCACUGCAACAUGAGAUUGAUCAUAUCAGAAUAUAACAGUUCAUUGUGCAUACACUAAGAAUUGUAUGUACAAAGACAUUAAAUUAGCUAGCUAUGUAUGCCAGUCUGUACAUACAGACUAAUUCAAUCAUGUGAAAGAUGCACCAAACUCCUUUUUACAGGUUAGUGCUAGUGCCACGCAACUAGCACUAACCUGAAUAAAGCAUUGUGUUGUGAGUGUACGACUAAGCCAUAGUACUGUGGUUGUUCGUCAGAGCUCGGCUCCAAACUCAUGACUCCAAACAGUAUUCUAGUGAACCGGGACAGCAACCAGAUGUAGGCUUAAAGAACUGUUGUUAAGCCAUGGUGAGUAUUGGAAAAGAGAGCUGCACACAAAUCCCACUCCCAAAUGACUUAUUUGGAAAAAAAUUGUUGCAACACUGCAAAUACAAAACAGCCUGAGCAGGCAGGACGGCUGAAAGAAAAGGCUCUCUCUAGCAGUACAUACAGUAGAGUUUCAACUUGCAUUGACAAGGAAAGAUUACCUGUAGGAUAUGAUGGUGAUCCCUCAUGUAUUUGUGCAUUGUCCCUUUAUUUCAUGUUGUUAAAUUUAUUAUAACGUUUUUGAAUAUAUUGACAUUUUUGCACACCUGAU
Sebastes umbrosus (honeycomb rockfish) is the source of this 3620-nucleotide messenger RNA. RefSeq names its product T-box transcription factor 4 (gene tbx4). The transcript is spliced from 8 exons. Lineage: Eukaryota; Metazoa; Chordata; Actinopteri; Perciformes; Sebastidae. Gene Ontology annotation, cellular component: nucleus. The record is from RefSeq and is a predicted model, not a curated record. Gene Ontology annotation, biological process: positive regulation of DNA-templated transcription; angiogenesis; cell fate specification. Gene Ontology annotation, molecular function: DNA-binding transcription factor activity, RNA polymerase II-specific; RNA polymerase II cis-regulatory region sequence-specific DNA binding. Bases 305 to 1954 code for a protein of 549 amino acids.